AGUACACGCCCGUGACCUGUUUCAUGGACGAGCUUCCUUGGAAACGUCAUUACGAUCCUCGACCAGUGUCAACUCUUAUGACACCAGCCUUACUGAUAGACCUGAAGAAACUGAAAAGAAACUGCACAAUAAUGAGGGAACGGUGUCGUCUCCUUGGCAUCUCACUGAGACCUCACAUGAAGACAGCGAAAACAUGGGAAGCUGGCUUCUAUAUGACAAAUGGUACACGGAAGCAAAUUGUUGUUUCCACGUUUGCUGAGGCAACAUUUUUUGCUGAUGGUGGUUUUGACGAUGUGAUCUAUGCUGUACCCAUUACGCUAUCCAAAAUGAAUCGUGUGAGGGAACUCACGGCUCGUUUAGAAUCAUUUCAGUUUAUGACAGACAGCAUGGAGGUGCUAAAUGGUAUUACAAAAAUUCCGCCACCUGUUGGGAAACACUGGUCCAUGUUGGUUCAACUAGAUGUAGGAUAUGGCCGAUGUGGAGUGAAACCAUCGAGUUCACUUGCAUUGGAAAUUGUAAGAGAAAUGGCGAGCUGUGACUUCAUUGAUUUUGUCGGUCUUUAUACACAUUGUGGACAGUCAUAUGCCUGUACUGGAGCAAUUGCUCAUGUUACUGUUGCAAGUCAUGCACGAGAUGAGAGUGUGAAACUAGCUAAACAGCUAGAAGCUGAAGGAAUCAGUUGUCGUUGUGUUGGUAUUGGAUCUACUCCUGGAUGUAGUCAUAACCCCAGUGAUAUGACUGGAAUUACAGAGUAUCAUCCAGGAAAUUAUGUGUUCUAUGACAUGCAGCAGGCUGGACUUGGAUCGUGCUCAGAGUCUGAUAUUUCAAUUUGUGUUCUUACCACUGUCAUCAGUCAUAACCAAGAAACAGGACAAUUGAUGAUUGACUGUGGUUGGAUGGGCACGAGCAUGCAAUGUGGUGAUGAACCCAUAGGUUAUGGUCAUUUUGUUGGAGAACCUAGUCUCAGAAUUGCAGGAUUUAGCCAAGAGGUUGCAAGAGUAGUUUCUACUCAAGGCCAUUUGAACUUUUCUAAAUAUCCAAUUGGAUGCACACUUCGUCUUUUGCCAUACCACUCAUGUGCUACUUCUGCUAUGCAUCCAGUACACUAUGUCUGUGACGAUGAUACCGUUAUAGAUGAGUGGGUUCCUGUGAAAGGUUGGUGACUGCAAAAGGAUCUCUGCAAUCCGGAUACCUUUGAGACGUUUUUAAGUACAAUUUUAAAGACAAUAUCUGAUAAUGACAAUAUCUUAUUAACUUGUUAUUCAUGAUCGCUCGAAUCUAUGUGUAACUGACAAGAAUUGUGAUGUUCAGGAUUUCUUAGAAAACAAUUUGAGCAGUGCACUAUUUAUA
Corticium candelabrum is the source of this 1350-nucleotide messenger RNA. RefSeq names its product D-serine dehydratase-like. Gene Ontology annotation, molecular function: D-serine ammonia-lyase activity. The coding region runs from base 24 to 1163 and encodes 379 amino acids. The record is from RefSeq and is a predicted model, not a curated record. Gene Ontology annotation, biological process: D-serine catabolic process. NCBI's taxonomy places the organism in Eukaryota, Metazoa, Porifera, Homoscleromorpha, Homosclerophorida, Plakinidae. The transcript is spliced from 7 exons.